Messenger RNA from Entamoeba dispar SAW760, 1920 nucleotides. RefSeq lists its product as uncharacterized. Gene Ontology annotation, cellular component: nucleus; cytosol. Gene Ontology annotation, molecular function: ATP binding; ATP-dependent protein folding chaperone. The record is from RefSeq and is a predicted model, not a curated record. Gene Ontology annotation, biological process: protein folding. The coding region runs from base 1 to 1920 and encodes 639 amino acids. Lineage: Eukaryota; Evosea; Mastigamoebida; Endamoebidae. The transcript has a single exon.
AUGUUAAAUAAUUCGGUAUUAGUUGGGAUAGAUUUGGGAUGUGAAAAUAUUGUUAUUUCCGUGUGGGAGAAUAUUGCACCUAUUUCAUUAAAACCAGUGAUAGAAAAGAAUUUUUUAGGAAGUGCUACUUAUACUACCUCAUUCCAAUUUAAUGAAAAGAGCAUAUUUGAUAAUGAUUUAAGUCAUCCAGAAAGAGUAAUUUAUCAUGUUUGCAAAUGGCUUGGAAAUAAAAGACCAAGUAUUGUCAAAGGAAAAGAAUGUGUUGAUGGGUAUUUUAGUUGUGAACAUUUUGGAGAGGUUCGUAUAGAAGUUAUUUUAUCAUUAAUGAUAAAAAGUUAUUUAGAAGAAAUAAAAAAACAGUUAAAAGAAAGAUUAAAAAAAAAACUAAAAGAAGAGUUAGAGUUAAAAGAAGAAUUGGAAGAAGAGUUAAAAAUAGAUAAAAUUGUUAUUAGUGUUCCUUAUACAUUUGGUUUUCUUGAAAGAAAACAAAUUAAUGCAGCAAUGUCAUUAAUUGGAUUUAAUGAUGUUGUUAUUAUCGGAGAGGAUGUGGCAUCAAGUAUAUCAUAUUUAUUUCAUAGGUAUUGUAUUGAAUGUAUAGAAAUAAAGGAUAUGAUUAAACCACUAGUUUUAUUAGAUGUUGGUGCAAGUCAUACAUUCUGUCAAUUUUGCAUUUUUCAUGGAUUUAAAAUUAUUUUAGUUUCAAGAAGAAGUAUUGAAAUUGGAGGUCAGACUAUUGAUGAAAAAUUAAAAGCUUUAAUAAUGAAUAAAAUCAACGAAUUAGAUGAUGACGAUGUAAAAGAAUUUAUGGAAGAAAGUACUGAUGACAAAACAAAAAAGAUGAAAAAGUUAGAAAGUAAAAUUCAACAUGAGUUAAUUAAAUUAAAGACAUUAUUCUGCAAUGAUGAUGUUAAAGAAGGAACAUUUAGUGUUGAUCUAUCAAGUGAAGUAACUGCAAGUGUAGAGGUUACAAGAGAAGAGAUGAGUCGUGAAAUGUCAGAAAUAAUUGAAGAGACAAAAAAGGUUAUUCAAGAAGUUAUAGAAGAAGGUAAGGAUAAAAUGAAAUCUAUGAACAUAGAAAAAGAAAUUCAGGAAGUUUGCAUUAUUGGGUCUUCAGGAAGAAUUUCUCUUUAUAGAGCAUUAAUUAAACAAUUAGGACUAACUCCAUUAAUGGUUCUUGAUAAUGAGACAUGCAAUAGUUAUGGUGCCUGUUGUGUUGCAAAAAAACUUAGUAUUAGUCCUGUAGAUAUAAGAGAGUAUAUUAAAGAUAGUGACAAAGAAAUCUCUCAAAAAGUCCAUUCAAUUAAAUUCUGUUAUAUUGACCGUUGGAUAGAGAAAGGAGAGUUUCAAAUUAAUGAACAAGAUUAUCCAGAGAGUCCAUUCUUAAUUAAAGGAGGAAUUUUUCCAAUCAUCAAACAAAUACCUAGUAAAGAAAACUUAGAAAUUAAAUACAAAAAUGAAAUUAUUCUUUCUAAAGAAAAGUAUUCUUGGGACUCAGCAAUUGUUAAAUUAAACCAGUUCUAUUUUAAUGGAUAUGAAGAUUUUAAUUCAAGAUAUGGAAAUACAUUAUCUGGCGAAGACAUUUUCAAAAAAGUAAAACUCAUUAACAACACACAAGCAAAAUGUUUUGUAGUUAAUGAAAACUUAACAAUUCCUUUAAAAUUUGGACAAGACAAAAUUAUAGAAACAAUACAAAACAAUUUUAAUUGGGUAAUGGAAAAGAAAAAUUUAAUUGAAGAGGCUGAUAGAGAAAAAAUUGAUAUUAAAAAACUCAUGAUGCAGUUAAAAAGACAAAAAAAUAAAAAGGAGUUAAUUCCGAUUAUAAAGGGUUAUGAACAACAAAUAAAGAGUAUCAUUGAUGAGUUGGAAAGACUCAAGGAAAUAAAAAGGAAAUUAGAAGAUCUUAAAUCACCUAUAGAUUGA